Molecule: messenger RNA, 2553 nt
Organism: Peromyscus leucopus (white-footed mouse)
Lineage: Eukaryota; Metazoa; Chordata; Mammalia; Rodentia; Cricetidae
Gene: Slc5a7
Product: solute carrier family 5 member 7
Exons: 9
Coding region: 238-1980 (580 amino acids)
Biological process (GO): neuromuscular synaptic transmission; acetylcholine biosynthetic process; synaptic transmission, cholinergic
Cellular component (GO): dendrite; axon; plasma membrane
Molecular function (GO): choline:sodium symporter activity
Source: RefSeq, a predicted model, not a curated record
CGCUUAUAUAGAGACUUUUCCCAAUACUCCGAUCGAUCGCCUUGCCCCUCGCAGCCCUCGCCGGGCUUCCCAUCGACCCCCUCCACUCACUCUGAGCCUCCCUCCCUCGCUGUCCCGCACAGCCGCACAGCGCGGGAUCAGGGGGCGCCCGGACCCCCAGAGCAGCUCCGGGUGACGCCCAGAAGGCUUGAUGAAGUAACCCACUGUGGAAGGACCUGCACAUUACCUUAAAUAAAAAUGGCUUUCCAUGUAGAAGGACUGGUGGCCAUCAUCCUGUUCUACCUCCUUAUAUUUCUGGUUGGAAUAUGGGCUGCCUGGAAAACCAAAAACAGCGGCAAUGCAGAAGAACGCAGCGAAGCCAUCAUCGUCGGGGGUCGAGACAUUGGUUUGCUGGUUGGUGGCUUUACCAUGACAGCCACCUGGGUUGGAGGAGGUUAUAUCAAUGGGACAGCUGAAGCAGUUUAUGGACCAGGCUGUGGUCUAGCAUGGGCUCAGGCACCCAUUGGCUAUUCUCUGAGUCUGAUUUUAGGCGGUCUGUUCUUCGCAAAACCUAUGCGUUCCAAGGGAUAUGUGACCAUGCUAGACCCAUUUCAGCAGAUCUACGGAAAGCGCAUGGGCGGGCUGCUCUUCAUCCCUGCACUGAUGGGAGAGAUGUUCUGGGCGGCAGCAAUUUUCUCUGCGUUAGGAGCCACCAUCAGUGUGAUCAUUGAUGUGGAUGUGAAUGCAUCGGUCAUAGUCUCUGCACUCAUUGCCAUUCUUUACACCCUAGUGGGUGGGCUCUACUCUGUGGCGUAUACUGAUGUUGUACAACUCUUCUGCAUUUUUAUAGGACUGUGGAUCAGUGUGCCCUUUGCCCUGUCACAUCCUGCAGUCACCGACAUUGGAUUCACUGCUGUGCACACCAAAUACCAGAGUCCCUGGCUGGGAACCAUUGAACCAAUUGAAGUCUACACCUGGCUUGAUAAUUUUCUGUUGUUGAUGCUGGGUGGAAUCCCUUGGCAAGCCUACUUCCAGAGGGUUCUCUCUUCAUCCUCAGCCACCUACGCUCAGGUGCUGUCCUUCCUAGCAGCGUUUGGGUGCCUGGUGAUGGCUCUACCUGCCAUAUGCAUAGGAGCCAUUGGAGCCUCCACAGACUGGAACCAGACUGCAUAUGGGUUUCCAGAUCCCAAGACCAAGGAGGAAGGAGACAUGAUUCUCCCGAUUGUGCUGCAGUACCUCUGCCCUGUGUACAUUUCCUUCUUUGGGCUGGGAGCUGUUUCUGCUGCUGUGAUGUCCUCAGCUGACUCUUCCAUCCUGUCUGCGAGCUCCAUGUUUGCACGGAAUAUCUACCAGCUUUCCUUCAGACAAAAUGCAUCAGACAAAGAAAUUGUGUGGGUCAUGAGGAUCACGGUGUUUGUGUUUGGAGCAUCUGCAACAGCCAUGGCCUUGCUGACGAAGACGGUGUAUGGGCUCUGGUACCUGAGCUCUGACCUUGUCUACAUCAUCAUCUUCCCACAGCUGCUCUGUGUCCUCUUCAUCAAAGGAACCAACACUUACGGGGCUGUUGCAGGUUACAUUUUUGGACUUUUCCUGAGAAUUACUGGAGGAGAGCCAUAUCUGUACUUGCAGCCCCUAAUCUUCUACCCUGGCUAUUACUCUGACAAGAAUGGUAUAUACAAUCAGAGAUUCCCCUUUAAAACUCUCUCCAUGGUUACCUCAUUCUUGACCAACAUUUGCAUUUCUUAUCUAGCCAAAUAUCUAUUUGAAAGUGGAACCUUGCCUCCGAAACUAGAUGUAUUCGAUGCCGUCGUCUCGAGGCACAGUGAAGAGAACAUGGACAAGACUAUUCUAGUCAGAAAUGAGAACAUCAAAUUAAAUGAACUUGCACCUGUGAAGCCUCGACAGAGCCUAACUCUCAGCUCAACUUUCACCAAUAAAGAGGCCCUCCUUGAUGUUGAUUCUAGUCCAGAGGGAUCUGGAACUGAAGAUAACUUACAAUGACCCCAUCUAAAUCAUACGGAACAGAACGUUGCUGUAGGAUAGUCCUGGAAAGAAGGUUUGGAGCAUAUCUAACACAUAUUAAAAUAUAAAUCUUUAGAGGGGGAAUAUUUUCAGGAAUAAAGAAGUUAUAAUGGACGAGUUCAGAAAAAAAAUAACAAUUGCACAGUGAGAAGGAAGUGUGAAAGUAACAGCUUUGUUUCUCAUCACAGCACUUUUAGUUUUAAAUAGCUUUGUCAAGCAUAUAAAAGUGAGUAAAGCCCCAGCCAAAGAAAAUGGCCAAAUAUUACUUAUCUUUAUUAUGGAAAGAGGAAGUAUUUAUUAAUGAGCCCAUGGAAAGGAGACUGAAUGGUUCUGAUCAUCUUUGCUGGCUAAGACAGCUCUGGACAUCAGUUUAAUUGCUACAAUGCAUAGGCUGCAUUGAUUUGCAACCACUGCUGUAAACGAUGCAGUGAGUUAAUCAAUUUACUCCUCUCCAUGUGUGGAUUGGCCUGCUCUUCCAUGAUUUGAAUGUGACUUUUGCUCGAUUUUCAGUGUGCACUCUCUUACUUACCCUUUCUUGCUCUUCUGCAUGAA